UGAACUGUCAAUUUGACGUCCAAGACCGAUCACGGUGGCAGCAGAAUGAUGGUCAGGGCAGUGUUUUGAUUGCGGCAUGACAGUGAUAAGGAAUUUUGCCGAUCAGUUUCCAUAGCAUCGAUUUCUCUAACGAAAGGACAGUGACAAAGGAGCAGACUGCGCCAUGGAAAUGCAGCAUGAUUUGCACGAACCGGUUAAUCCGAACAAGACGUUAGCGGAUAUGACUCCUGAGGAGCGGAUGAGGUACGAGCACCAGAAGCUGCACGAGAAGCACAAAGGUCAUGAGGCGAUGCACUCGGAGAUGGUCCUGGUCCUUCUGGUCACCCUCAUUGUCGCUCAAAUAGUUCUAGUCGAGUGGAAGAAGCGUCACUACAAAUCAUACUCGAUGACCUCACUGAUCGCCCUCUGGAUCAUUCCAUUAAUAAUCGCUGUGAAAAACUACUGGUUCAGGUUCGUGUUUUGCUGGGCUAUUUUGACAGUCAUUACGGCAUUUGUGAUGUGGAAAGCGAGUGAGAAACCUAUAAAGGGUACGACUCCGAGACUAGUCUACAAAUGGUUCUACCUUAUUUAUAAAUUAAGUUACGGAUUAGGGAUAAUCGGCUACAUCAUAAUGAUGGCGACAUUUUCCGGCUUGAAUUUCAUUUUCAAUCAGGCGCCGAACGUUUGGAUGGACGUCGGCGGCUUGUUCGUGUUCUACGGGUUGUAUUUUGGCGUUCUCGGCCGCGAUGUGUCCGCAAUUUGUACAGAUAAGAUGGCAGCCCACAUAGGGUAUUAUUCGCCGCAAGGAAUGCCGACACGAAGCUUAGAGAGUAAUAUAUGCGCGGUGUGUGGGAACCACAUCAUAGUUAGUGAAAACGAGGAAGGAGUCAUAGAGAAUACUUACAAAUUGUCCUGCAAUCAUGUUUUUCAUGAGUUCUGCAUUCGUGGCUGGUGCAUAGUGGGCAAGAAGCAAACCUGCCCGUACUGUAAGGAGAAGGUUGACUUGAAGAAGAUGUUCAAGAAUCCAUGGGAGCGGCCCCACGUGCUGUAUGGCCGCCUUUUGGAUUGGAUCCUUUGGCUAGUCGCGUGGAUACCUCUAAUUUUCUUUCUAGUUCAAGGAAUCAAUUGGGCUUUAGGCCUGGAGUAGGGAACGGGUUUCGUAUGGGUUCAUUUCACCUUAAGGAUCUAUUUCAUCGCGUCCUUCGUCUUGCUAUAUUGGCUUGAGGGUGAAUGGCGAACAACGGAAAGAAUAAUUAUUGAGAUUUUAUGGGAGACGGGGGAAACUGAGCACACAUCCAAAAAUUCAACAGAACAAAAAGACACCCGAAACGAAGCGAUAAGACAACAGAUAAAAUCUAGGGACGUGCGCCCACGAGAACGAGGGAUGACAAUUGAUUUAGAUUUUUUCUUUAUUAAGUGAAAAACAAAUUCAAUAUUAAAGUAACAUUUCUAUCGUGUAGAAUACUUUCGUAGUUUUUAUCCAACAUCAAACAACAAUGCCAUCAUCCUGCAACUUGCCCAAUGGACGCAUAUCUCCGCCAACAACGAAUACUGUGCUAUCUUUUUUCUUUUGUAUAGACGUGUGUAAGGCGAAUGUAAAAAUUCUGUGGUAUUUAUCAUUUUCCGUUCAAAUAUAAUUUUGCCAAC
Hermetia illucens (black soldier fly) is the source of this 1626-nucleotide messenger RNA. RefSeq names its product RING finger protein 121. The record is from RefSeq and is a predicted model, not a curated record. Bases 164 to 1126 code for a protein of 320 amino acids. Lineage: Eukaryota; Metazoa; Arthropoda; Insecta; Diptera; Stratiomyidae. Gene Ontology annotation, cellular component: Golgi membrane; endoplasmic reticulum membrane. Gene Ontology annotation, molecular function: ubiquitin protein ligase activity; metal ion binding. The transcript is spliced from 7 exons.